Micropterus dolomieu (smallmouth bass) is the source of this 3209-nucleotide messenger RNA. RefSeq names its product MAPK/MAK/MRK overlapping kinase-like. The transcript is spliced from 12 exons. The coding region runs from base 190 to 1677 and encodes 495 amino acids. Gene Ontology annotation, biological process: intracellular signal transduction; protein phosphorylation. The record is from RefSeq and is a predicted model, not a curated record. NCBI's taxonomy places the organism in Eukaryota, Metazoa, Chordata, Actinopteri, Centrarchiformes, Centrarchidae. Gene Ontology annotation, molecular function: protein serine/threonine kinase activity; ATP binding. Gene Ontology annotation, cellular component: cytoplasm; nucleus.
AGGUCCACGCCUUUAAACCAAACACACCAGACGUUUUGAAUAGAACGCAUUGAUUGUGUAUGGGAUGCACUGGUGCCUGGUAACCUUGUGCUAUUACAUGAAUGCAAUGGACCAGCCGCUGUGCUCCUAGGGACUAUUUCUAGAUAUUAUUACGCUCAUGUUAGGGUCUUUGGGAUUUAACGUGCACUAAUGAUGCACUACUCAAACUGGCUUAUUGGCGUGAAAAACAGGGCAAGCCUUCGAAAUGCGUGCAAAACACCACCUAACACCGACUGGAACAAUAGGGGAAAUGUUGUGGACAUGCAGAACAAUAAUCCGCAGCCUAAUGAAAAGAUAUCCGAGCGAAUGGUCACCACCCACCUCUGGAAAAAAGGCUACAAAGUAAUCAAGAAAAUCGGGGAAGGCACAUUUUCAGAGGUGGUGAAAACUCAGAGCCUGAAAGAUGGGAAGUACUACGCGUGCAAAACCAUGAAGCAGACAAUUAACAGUCUGGAGCAGGCCAACAACCUGCGGGAAGUCCAGGCAAUGAAGAGACUGAGCCCACAUGCAAAUAUCAUCCAGCUACAUGAACUGAUUUUUGACAAAGAAACUGGAACUGUGUCUUUGAUUUGUGAGCUGAUGGAGAUGAACAUCUUUGAGUUCAUACAAGGAAGAGAAACGCCGCUGCCUGACCAUACAGUAAAGAACUACAUGUACCAGCUUUGCAAGUCACUUGAACAUAUGCACAGCUGCGGGAUCUUUCACAGAGAUGUGAAGCCAGAAAACAUUCUCAUCAAACAAAAUGGUUUGAAGCUUGGCGACUUUGGCUCAUGUCGGAGUGUGUACUCCAAGCCCCCGCACACAGAGUACAUCUCCACACGCUGGUACAGAGCCCCAGAGUGCCUCCUCACUGAUGGGUACUACAGCUUAAAGAUGGACAUGUGGAGUGCUGGUUGUGUCUUCUUUGAGAUCAUGAGUUUGAAUCCUCUCUUCCCUGGAACCAAUGAGUUGGACCAAGUUGCCAAGAUCCACGAUGUGUUGGGGACACCAGAUGAAAGUAUCCUCUACAAGUUCAAGCAGCGUGGCAGAUCUAGGGCGAUGCAUUUCAACUUCCCCCCUAAAAAAGGCUCUGGUAUCUCACGAUUAGUGCCUAACUGCCCGGCUCCAGCGCUAUCACUGCUCUAUCAGAUGCUCGCCUAUGACCCUGAUGAACGCAUCUCUGCAGAGACAGCCCUGCGCCACACAUACUUUAGGGAAAUCAGGCUGGCAGAGAAGAAAAGCGAGACUCUUCACAGACUUUCUGGGACUACGGAUGGAGUAGAGAGCAGUGGGACGCACAACUCCUUAGACCACAUUUGGCGCCCAACCAGACUUGGCAAACAGCUGAGGGGAAGACACACGAGGCAAACACCUUUAAUGAGCCACAACACAAAACACGUAGCAGAGCCACUCAUUAGACGGAACGUCCUACAUUAUCCUGCAGAGCUGCCCAAGCUCAACAUGGUUGUACCAGGACCACAGACCUCCUUCCCAGUCUCCACUAUGCCUGCAUUUACUGUCACUCACCGAGGCACACUGCCAGCCAUCACAUCGAAAAAGUGCCAGUCACGGGUGGCCAAGCCCCGGGAUGAGUCACACCGCGCAGCUUUCAAGACCUGCUACAUGCCACCUCUGGACAGGAAGCAUGGAGGCUACUGAGAGCCCAAAACACUUACUAACAAUCAUUUUAAUUAAAAAUGACCUCUUAAAACAGGAUAGACCUGUUAAACAGGUUGUUGAGAAGACAAUGUUUGGACAGGCCUGAUGCUGAAAUCUGUAAACCAACACCAACUUGUUUGGGGAAAAGAAAAAUGCAAUGAGGACCGCCGAGCCUGUCAUCUAACCAGUUACGACAGCUACAUCAAACGGUUUAACCCUAAGUGUAUUGAUGUAAUUCAUUAUGAUCUCUACACAAACAAUAUUAGUCUGUCAUAUUAAUGUUGGAUUGAGAGUGUGUAGUUUAGUUAUGAUCUCUCUUCUACUUGACCUAGUCAGGUGUUACAUGUUUACAACUGUUUAUUUCUGAACCUAUUUCACAAGCUAAGCAAUAAGGUAUUUGACAUAUGAACAGCUGUAUACUGGAAGCGUAUUAAAUGGCAUAGCUUCUUUGAUGAGGAACAUGACAAGUGCCUUUAAAAAGUAGUCACAACCCUUGGACUUUUUCUAGUUGCAGUAUUUUACAACUUUGAUUACAAAUGAUUAAGUAAACCUUUUCACACUGCAACAGAAUAAUGUCUCUACAAACUGAUCUGAAGUCAGUGCAUGUAUAACACAAAACAUCCUUUGCGGUGACACCUAAAAUAACACCAAUAUUUUUUUAGACAUUUAAAUAAUAAGUUGAAUGUGAUCUGCUGUAUGUAAUUGUGGUAUGACAAGUUGGGUAAAUCUGGAAGAUCCAACAGCUGGUAAAACUGUAUCAUGAAGACAAAGGAACAUUUUAAACAAAUCUCCAGUAAGGAGGCAGAAAAGUGUCAUUCAGGGAUAGAUACAUAAAAAUUUGAAAAAGCGGAAAUCUUGUCUAAAAUUUGUGGUAGUCUUGCAAAGACAGAUACACCAAAGUCAGAAAAUGAGGCACAUAAUGGCUUUAACUGAACUGCUGUGAUUUAAAGUUGUAAAGCAAUAAACAUGGAAAAGUCCAAGGGUGGGGUUAUUGCUUUUUAUUAGGCACUAGAUACUUGUGAUUGUCCCUUUUCAGUAGUUGUGAAUGAACUCCUCGGAACAAAUUGAUCCAUACGGCAAUAAUCUCCCUGUACAAACAUGAACAGCAAGAACAUUCGCAUUGAGUGCUUCGCAAUUGUUUUAAGGCACAACAGAGUCUUUGGAGAAUCAUUUUAAAAUGCACAUUCCAUAAUCUAACUGUAAUGUAAAUAAACAGCCAGGUUGCGGGCAGCAAAACCCAGGAUUAGAUCAGUUAAUAACAAAAAAUGACUUUCAUAUUAGAUCAGUUAUUUAUGUGUAAACAUCUGUGUUUGCAGAUCGGGCCUGAAGAAAUUCCUCAAAUUUUUUUUAAUCCUUUGUUAAAAUGUAACUUGGCCUAUACCUUCAUACUUACCUACUUGAAGCAUUGUGGCUUAAAAAAAGUACCAUUUCAUUCAGAGCCGUGAGCUCAUUAAUAUGGACGGCGACUCAGUCUGCACUUUAUUGCGUUGGUUAUUGUGACACAAAAGUAAAAAUAAAGUGUAUCAUUUGUA